Messenger RNA from Periconia digitata, 267 nucleotides. NCBI's taxonomy places the organism in Eukaryota, Fungi, Ascomycota, Dothideomycetes, Pleosporales, Periconiaceae. The record is from the annotation of a GenBank genome assembly.
AUUGCCACCAAUUCCGUUCUUCUGCGUUUGCUUUUUUGUAGAAAUGUGUCCACAAUGCACGCAUGCAAAACACCAUGCAAUUGAUUGAAUUUUCUUCCAACACGUAUGAUUGUUUACUUUCAACGCCAAAUGUCUGUUGAUGGGAGGGACAAACUGAGUCUCAAAAAAAAGAUGUAUGUCAUAAUCUACACAAGAAAAAAAAGAGCCGUAGAAGCCCGUUUGAGAAGGCCUUCAAUCUCACUCCUUCAUUCCUUCCUAAUCGCCUAA